Molecule: messenger RNA, 1735 nt
Organism: Triplophysa rosa
Lineage: Eukaryota; Metazoa; Chordata; Actinopteri; Cypriniformes; Nemacheilidae
Gene: mkxb
Product: mohawk homeobox b
Exons: 7
Coding region: 219-1247 (342 amino acids)
Biological process (GO): muscle organ development; regulation of transcription by RNA polymerase II; cell development
Cellular component (GO): nucleus
Molecular function (GO): RNA polymerase II cis-regulatory region sequence-specific DNA binding; DNA-binding transcription factor activity, RNA polymerase II-specific
Source: RefSeq, a predicted model, not a curated record
UAUAGUGGGGAGUCAGACAGCAGUUCACAGUUGCUGAACGCAUUGGUGUUGAAUAUGAUCAGACGGGAUGGAAGACACCGCGCGCCACUAAAAUAACGACGCUGUAGUUAAAGGUACUAACGGGAUAUAUCGGGGCAUUUAUAAGAGCAACAUUUCGGACGGUCUUCGGAGUUACAGUAUCGUUUUUGGCACAUGGCAUUUAUUUAAGCGCAAGAGCGAUGAACACGGUAGUCUUCAGUAAGUUUGAUCACCUGCGCUUUGACGAUAGCGCAGAAAGUGUCGAGAGGACCAGCAGGAACUAUUUAGAGGUGAUCGAUGGACAACACACAGAUUUACUGUCAAGCCACAACGUGAUGGAUGACACCGAAGCUGUUAAACACAGGAGAAAUGGCGGAGGGAAGGUGCGGCACAAACGUCAGGCCCUGCAGGAUAUGGCUCGACCACUGAAGCAGUGGCUUUAUAAGCACAGGGACAACCCGUACCCCACCAAGACUGAGAAGAUUCUGCUGGCUUUGGGCUCGCACAUGACCCUGGUUCAGGUCUCGAACUGGUUCGCGAAUGCAAGACGUCGGCUCAAGAACACAGUUCGACAGCCUGACCUGAGCUGGGCUCUACGCAUUAAACUUUACAACAAAUAUGUGCAAGGCAAUGCAGAGAGACUCAGCAUUAGCAGUGAUGACACAACAUCAGACGGUGGUGAUAGCCCUUUACUAAUGCAGGCCGGUGAAUCAGACUUUCCCAGACCGUCACACAAGAGUGUUAUUCAGGAUAGCCGUGGCAAAGGGGUGGGGCGAAGCACAGACCCCUCUAUUUGUGAUGACCACGUCUCUCCACCGAAAUACAAGAACAGUUUGUUGAACCGCUAUCUAAACGAUUCGCUUCGCCAUGUAAUGGCUUCCGAAAAAGUUCUGGACUCUCGAAAGAGGAAUCACUCCGGAUCAUUUAGCUCCAACGAGUAUGACGACGAUUUCCUCUCACCUUCAUCAUCAGAAGCUGAAGCAAACUUCACCUACCGUACAGUAACAUUGGGCUGUGGUACACGCCAGAGUGAGAGCUGUGCUAGUAAAGGUUGCGGACGGGGAAACAAUGAGGCCUGCUGGAAGGAGCUCCAUGCUGCCAUGGCUCUGACCAACCUGGCCCAAGGAAAGCAGAAUACAACGGCAGGAACCACCAGCUGUAUCAUCCAGAAGUCUUCCCAUAUAGCAGAGAUUAAGACUGUCAAGGUGCCCAUACAACCAAGACAUUAGUGGCUAACAGACUGGAUGUCGGUCUUGUAAUAGGCCAUACUCGCUAAAGACUACCUGAACACUUCAGUAUAGUACAUGCAAUAAUUUACUUAGUUAUCUACAACCGCCUUUUCGGGGAGGACAAAUGUUUGUUGACUGACCAGUGUGCCUAUUUCUACAAUUGUCAAGUGAGAAAUGACGAAUUUGUAAAGAUGGAUUUGUUGAGGCUGAACACAGAAGCACAAAACUUUUACUGCAGUUUAUGUUGUCAUCAUUUUUUAAAUGUUGUCAGUGACUCAAAUGUAAUAUAUUCAAAUACAUAUUCAGUUUUUUUAAGUUAAUUUUCAUGUUAAUUGACACAGGAUUGUUGUCAUCCUAUGACAAUGCCAUAUUUGUGAAUUCUUCUGUUUUGUCAAGUAUAGAAAAGGAGGUUUUGAAUAUUCUACACAAUGAGUGAAUUAAGUUUUUGAAGGUUUUGUCUUUUUGUUUUGAAAUGCACUCAAAAAGGU